CUUCAUCUAGACGACAAUGCCAGGGAUGAAAAGAGACUGUGGUGGAGCCGCUGCUAUUCUGGGGGCUUUCAAGGCCACCAUUAAACAGGGCUUUAAGGAUAAUCUCCACGCAGUGUUUUGUCUCGCAGAGAACUCAGUUGGACCCACAGCCACGCGACCUGAUGAUAUCCACAUACUCUAUUCUGGAAAGUCGGUGGAAAUCAACAACACUGAUGCAGAGGGCAGGCUGGUGCUGGCUGAUGGAGUGGUGUAUGCCAGCAAAGACCUGUCAGCUGAUAUUAUUCUGGAUAUGGCUACACUGACAGGGGCACAGGGAAUCUCCACAGGAAAGUACCAUGCAGCUGUGAUGACAAACAGCGAGCAGUGGGAGGCUGCAGUUGUGCGCGCAGGCCGCAGUAGCGGAGAUCUCGCUCACCCUCUGGUCUACUGCCCCGAACUGCACUUUAGUGAGUUCACCUCUGCCAUGGCUGACAUGAAGAACUCUGUGGCAGAUCGAGAGAAUGCCCAGAGCUCCUGUGCUGGCCUCUUUAUUGCAUCUCACCUGGGCUUUGAUUGGUCUGGUGUGUGGGUCCAUGUUGACAUUGCCUCUCCUGUUCAUGCUGGGGAGCGUGCCACGGGAUUUGGUGUUGCUCUGCUCAUGGCCCUGUUUGGUCAGGCAUCCGAUGACUCCAUGCUGAACCAAGUUUCUCCUCUGGGCGCACCCGCCAACAUGUCCGAAGACCGCAUGGAACGUGACUGCAAGCGACGAAGACUGGUGUAAAAAUGACACGGUUCACUCCCUGACUGCUCCUGUGCCACCACACACUCAAACUGUUAAAGCAAGUGCUUGUCAAAUUUAGAGUUAAAAUUUAGAGUUAAAAUGUUUAAAGCCGAGUUGGCAUUCUGCGUUUGACAUCACUCAAACAGGAUAAAGUAAAUCAAAUGUAUAGAUGAUUGUGAUCAAACACAGGCCCUCAUUUGUCCUCAUUACUUGGUACAGUACAAGGUGCGCUGAUCAACUCCUGAGCUUUUUCAUUAUUCAGUUCAUUGAUUAUAUUAAAACCUAAGCAAAGUGGGUUAUUUUAAUUCAGUAUUUUUGUUUUUUUAACAGAUUCUACAGUUAAUGCAGUUUAAAAGUUUUACCUCGUACCUCAAAUAUUGCUUUCAAAUGUCCACUUUAUCAGUAGGAAUUUCAUGUUUUAUGCAAAUCAAGGUUUAUGCCGUACAUGUUUUGUUUAAAAGUUAUGAAGAUUACUGGAUCAAGAUCAGUAAAGAUAGAUGUGUUUUUGGUAACCGCUUUGUAUUCACCCUAUGUAUCUUUGGACUGCCUAAUCUCUGGACCAAAAUGAGUGCUCACUGCACUUUUUAGCGGUUUCAUAAUGUCAGAUGACUGGUGACAUGCCUUGUCAGCGUAAAACACACCAGAUGUUAACUGUAAGUUGAAGCAUUAGUUUCCAGCACGUUUAUUUUCCAUUCAUAUGACAGUGUUGUCCUUCAAUAAAGGCGGUGCCAGCUGUC
This is a messenger RNA of Archocentrus centrarchus (flier cichlid), 1497 nucleotides long. RefSeq names its product probable aminopeptidase NPEPL1. Gene Ontology annotation, biological process: proteolysis. Gene Ontology annotation, cellular component: cytoplasm. Gene Ontology annotation, molecular function: metalloaminopeptidase activity; manganese ion binding. The transcript has 6 exons. The coding region runs from base 17 to 760 and encodes 247 amino acids. The record is from RefSeq and is a predicted model, not a curated record. NCBI's taxonomy places the organism in Eukaryota, Metazoa, Chordata, Actinopteri, Cichliformes, Cichlidae.